UCUUGACACUAUUCUCAGCAAGUGGUAACACACUAUUCACGGCAAUGUUUGUCAUCAGUGUUUGCUUUUUAUGACAUUUUGUAAAUCUAGUGUAUUUAAUUACUAGUAAUCAGACCAUCUAUGGGGUGAUGUGUUAAAAAUUUAAUGGUGUAGAGGUAAUUGAGUCUAAUGGGGCUGCUGGAUAAACUGUCAGGCUGGCUCGGCCUGAGGAAGAAAGAGGUUAAUGUUUUGUGUUUGGGACUGGACAACAGCGGCAAAACCACCAUCAUCAACCAACUGAAGCCAACUAAUCAUUCGAAUCAUUUAGGCCCAUUCUCAGAAGACUGGAAACAUGUUAGUCAGACGCAGGCACAAGAAAUAGUCCCAACAAUUGGCUUCAACAUUGAAAAGUUCAAGAGUUCAAGCCUGUCUUUCACAGUGUUUGAUAUGUCUGGGCAAAGCCGAUACAGAAACCUCUGGGAGCAUUACUACAAAGAAAGCCAUGCCAUCAUAUUUGUCAUUGACAGCGGUGACAAACUGAGAAUGGUUGUUGCCAAAGAGGAGCUGGAUACUCUUCUGAACCAUGAAGAUAUCCGCAGCAAAAGAAUACCAGUACUGUUCUUUGCUAACAAGAUAGAUCUGCGGGAUGCCAUGUCCUCUGUCAAGGUCUCACAGAUGUUGUGUUUGGAGAACAUCAAAGACAAACCCUGGCACAUCUGUGCCAGCAACGCUAUCAAGGGAGAGGGCCUACAGGAAGGGUUGGACUGGCUACAAGAACAAAUUGCACAAUCAUAUCAAAACAAUGAAUACAUGAAUGACUGAAAUGCCUGUGACCAUGGAUGCACUGUGGAAGUGGUAACUGGAUCUUGGAGUACUCAUCACACUUGAUGUUGUAGGCCUUAAACUUCAAUGUCAAAUAGACUAGUACUUCCUGUGCGUGCUAUGAAUUUGAC
Molecule: messenger RNA, 932 nt
Organism: Seriola dumerili (greater amberjack)
Lineage: Eukaryota; Metazoa; Chordata; Actinopteri; Carangiformes; Carangidae
Product: ADP-ribosylation factor-like protein 6
Exons: 9
Coding region: 169-801 (210 amino acids)
Biological process (GO): vesicle-mediated transport; cilium assembly; intracellular protein transport
Cellular component (GO): cytoplasm; axoneme
Molecular function (GO): GTP binding; GTPase activity
Source: RefSeq, a predicted model, not a curated record